Molecule: messenger RNA, 740 nt
Organism: Bipolaris sorokiniana ND90Pr
Lineage: Eukaryota; Fungi; Ascomycota; Dothideomycetes; Pleosporales; Pleosporaceae
Exons: 3
Coding region: 262-579 (105 amino acids)
Source: RefSeq, a predicted model, not a curated record
CUUAUCAGUAUCGUCAUUCCCUGUCAUCACAAUCGACCGAGGUGUGGGCUCAUCCUAUUAUUGUGAUCGAUGUUCGGAGGAUUUGGGGGCGAGCGCAGUGCUACUGUGAUUCCGAGGCCUACGGUUUUUGAGAACGGCUGAGGACAAUGCACGUCUAAUAUGUUGGGAAGACUACGACUACAUACGAAAAGUGACGGUCCCGACAUGACGAGCUGAGAACGUGAAAAUUUGAGGAAGCACGCACAAUCCAAGCUACCCACCAUGUACGCCGCCGCCGCCCUAAUUUCGCUCCUUGCCUUUGCGACGAGCAUCUCUGCAGCUCCUAUACCCACGCAAGCGGUAGCUCGAGCUGUGCUUGAUAUCAGUGAAGUCGCCCGAAAUCCGGCACCUAUCGAUAACAGAGUUCAUUGGAAAGACGGAAAACCUUCGCUUGAUGACACUGAGAAUGUCUCAUGGGAGGACCUUAAAAAACUUAAAGAGCUCAUACACCGUUUAUCGGGGGAAAGUGAAGUCUCAAAUACUGGCACCAUUGGGGAAGUCGAGACUUCUAUGAAAGACCAUUUCAAGUUUCAUUCAUGAUGCUUGAUUCACAUGGGCAACAUUGCGGAAAGAAUUUCAAGUAUUUUUUCCACGCGCCGCACAUCAAGUAGCUUGCAUCCAGGACAUAAGCCACAAGCACAAUAUGCUGUAAAACAUGCUCCUUAAUCACCGAGUUAAGAGAAGAGAAACAGUUGUAUCUG